GAUAAAUCAUUAAUAUUUCAAGAAAAAUUAGGUGGCACUUCUAUUCAAAAUAGAGAUUAUUCGUUAAAAACUUAUGAUUGGUGUAAGAAACAUUCAAAUUGUCGAUGUGAUUUUUUUGAUAUAAAUCAAAGAUGUGAUAACCGUGAUUCUACUU
This is a messenger RNA of Racocetra persica, 154 nucleotides long. The record is from the annotation of a GenBank genome assembly. Lineage: Eukaryota; Fungi; Glomeromycota; Glomeromycetes; Diversisporales; Gigasporaceae.